Xiphophorus maculatus (southern platyfish) is the source of this 579-nucleotide messenger RNA. Its product is annotated as C-C chemokine receptor type 1-like. The transcript has 3 exons. Gene Ontology annotation, cellular component: membrane. The coding region runs from base 1 to 579 and encodes 192 amino acids. The record is from RefSeq and is a predicted model, not a curated record. NCBI's taxonomy places the organism in Eukaryota, Metazoa, Chordata, Actinopteri, Cyprinodontiformes, Poeciliidae. Gene Ontology annotation, biological process: immune response; G protein-coupled receptor signaling pathway. Gene Ontology annotation, molecular function: G protein-coupled receptor activity.
AUGUACGCUUCACCAGAUCCUACUGUUGGCUGUUAUGUUGCACUUGGUACUAAGAGAAACCAACGUUACGCAGUCAUUUCCUGUGUAGUGUUGUGGCUGAUCAGCAAUUUGGCUUGCAUCAGACCGAUGCUCCUCCAUGGCACCUUUAAGCAGUUUGGCACUGAGCACUGUGAGGAAUUUGCUCAUAUUCAGGAUAUUAAUGUAAAGACGCUCAAAAAAUCUGGGUUUUAUAUUCAGCUUUUUGUUUCUUUAAUCCUCCCUCUGGCUGUUAUCAUAUUUUGUUUUGCUAUAAUUGUGAUCACUGUCAAAUUAUCCAAAGUUUCUUCUAAAUCCAAAGUAGUCAGGCUGGUGUUUGUCAUUGUACUGCUCUUCUUUAGCUGCUAUAUACCUCUUAACAUUGUAGAUCUCCUGCAAUAUGAGUUCACAAGCUGUGAGGCUCCACAGAAACUCUGCGACUCUCUUCAAAUCACCCGUAGCAUGGCGUACUUUUACAUCAAUCCCGUCUUUUACACACUUGUGGGGAGAAAACUCCAGGAGUACUUAAGACAGCUGCUGGUGAAACAUUUCUCAGGUUGCUGA